Hymenoscyphus albidus is the source of this 1251-nucleotide messenger RNA. NCBI's taxonomy places the organism in Eukaryota, Fungi, Ascomycota, Leotiomycetes, Helotiales, Helotiaceae. The record is from the annotation of a GenBank genome assembly.
AUGAUCCUCCGAUAUCUCGUCCUCCUCUUUGUUAUCCCUAUAUUGGGAGCUCAACCAAAACCAACGCCACGGCUCCCGCCCCCAACAGGCCCUUUUCAAAUAGGAGUAAUGCACCUCCCGCUAAUAGAUUUCUCCCGCAAAGACCUGUUCGACCCCUCCAAUUUUCGAAAGCUCAUGAUAUCAAUCUAUUAUCCAAUCCUCCAUUCAACCACGCCAUCAAAAAGAUUACCCUACCUUCCUCCCCUCCUCUCCUCUCUCUUCGAGGCCCAGCAUCCUUUCCCGAAUGGAACGCUUCAUACCAUAAUCGCAAACGCCAAGCCCAAUGCUGCUCCACUCUUACUUCCGAACCCUCGAAGGUUUAUAUACUCCCACGGGGGAGGAACAUCCAGAUUGAUAAACACAGCGCUAUUUGAGGAUUUGGCCAGUUAUGGAUACAUCUCGAUUGCAAUUGAUCAUCCCUACGACGCGGUAGUAGUUGAGUUUCCUGAUGGAACAGUGAUUUAUCGUGACCCUUCACCGUUCAGUCAGGAAGUAGUAGAUAGAUGGUAUCUUCAACGAAUCUUGGAUAUAGAAUAUAUCGAUAACAUAACUUCGGAUCUCUGUGUCCUAUUCAACACGUCAAAAGAGGCAGGCAUAUAUUCGGAGCGCAAACUAGAAGUUGACAAGUCCGACUCUGUUGACACGGGCUUCGACCACAUAGACCCCGUAACUUCACAGCGCAGGACCUCGACGCCUUCGAACUCGUGUUUGGAACCCAAACAUCCACGCAAAGCAGUAUUGGGCGGCCACUCAUUCGGCGGUACCUCAGUAGCAGGUGCUAUGAUCGCACAGCCCCACCGAUAUCUAGGAGGCUGGAACUUCGACGGCUCAUUCUGGAACUCUUCAAUCGCAGGAGACGCCAAAGGGCCAUUUUUCAUCAUGGGAGGACCUGUAAGAAUUCCAGCGGGAGACACGACGUGGGAUUCUUUCAGGGCAGCACAAACGGGCUGGGAGAGGGAAGUUAUUGUAAAUGGAACGCAGCAUUGGAGUUUCACAGAUUUCGCGGCCGCGGUUGACGUCUUGGGGCUGAAUAAGACGAGUCCUGAGAUUGAGGCGUUUGUCGGUACGAUUUCGGGGGAGAGAGCGAUUCAGAUUCAGAGGGAGUAUGUUAGAGAUUUUUUGGAUUGGAUUUUUGGGGCAAAGGAAGGAGGUGAAUUGGUGAAGGGACCGAGUGGAAGAUUCCCUGAGGUGGAUUUUAUUCCUCCCCCUUGA